CAUUCUAUCAUGCGACAUAUUAAUUAUUUCGAGACAAAAAAAAUCCUCGGUACAAUUCCGUCUAGCAUCCUUUUGUACCGAUGAUGCUCUCCCCUGGACAAAGCUUCCACUUCUCGUAAAAAGAAGAGAAAAGUUUCCCAUGUAACAGGCCAAGCCCAACUAGACAAGCAAUCCCGAGAACAGCGUUUACCGGUGGUGAUAUUUUGAGUGAGAUUUCUAUAAGAAGUCACCCAUCGCCACUACAUUUGACAGACAAAACCCUUUCUUCAAUGGAUGCUGGCAGCACAAUCUACAAGCAAUCAGCCUCUCGUCUAACCGUGAUAACACACUUGUUUGGCAUCUUGGCUAUAAUUCUAAUGCUGGUUUGGUUAUUGCAUUAUCGCGGUGGCAUCGAGUAUCAUUCUGAUAAUCCUGAUCGUGUUUUCAAUGCUCAUCCGUUUUUUAUGUUCUGUGGACUCAUAUUUCUUGCUGGGGAAGCGAUGAUGACAUACAAAACAAUAUCAUCGGCAAUGAUUGUCCAGAAGUCUAUCCACAUGUUCCUGCAUCUGAUUGCCCUGUGCCUUGGUAUUGUUGGCAUAUGUGCUGUUUUCAGGUUCCAUGAUAUGAUCCAAGCAGAGGAUGUUUAUAGCUUGCAUUCAUGGGUUGGGUUGAGCACCUUCUGUUUAUUUUGCUUGCAGUGGGUGUUCGGCUUCUUUACAUUCAUGUUUCCAAAAGCUGGGAAACAAACAAGGGCAAGCAUGCUUCCAUGGCACGUAUGUGGGGGGAGAGCACUGUUAUACAUGGCAACAUGUGCAGCACUGACUGGGUUAAUUGAGAAAGCUACAUUCCUCGAGCUAAAGCAUCAUCGCGAGUCUCAUUUGAUUAACUUCACUGGACUCUUCAUCCUUCUCUUCGGCAUAUUCGUUGACCUCUCGGUUGCUCUUGCCCGUUAUGUGUGAUGAUUCUAUACUACCUUCCAUAUUUUGUAUCUUGAUGUAUUGGGUAGUUGUUUUCAUUUCAUACAAGUUGGGUAGAAUUGCUUAAGAUCUGAUAGAAAUAUAGUUCGAAAAAAGAUAAAAAAUAGUAAUAAAAACACCAUAUUCUAUA
This is a messenger RNA of Populus trichocarpa (black cottonwood), 1086 nucleotides long. Its product is annotated as probable transmembrane ascorbate ferrireductase 3. Lineage: Eukaryota; Viridiplantae; Streptophyta; Magnoliopsida; Malpighiales; Salicaceae. Gene Ontology annotation, molecular function: oxidoreductase activity. The record is from RefSeq and is a predicted model, not a curated record. The transcript is spliced from 4 exons. The coding region runs from base 270 to 938 and encodes 222 amino acids.